AUGGCGAAGCAUGCUCGGCUUGCACCUGGCGUGGUAGCGAGCGAGUUUCAUCGUCUCGAGGGUGCGCAGGCCGGUGGGGGGUGGAUCUGCGCAAGCGAGGUGGAUGAGAGUGACCACACGUCACUCUUGGGUGUACCAGCACCGAGUGGUCGACGACGUGAUGAGAGUCAAGGUCGGGUAGCAGAAGAAGGGUCGAUUGAUGCCAGACGGCACCGCCUCCCAGACGAAAUCCACAGUCUCCUGCACACGAAGGAGGUCGAACAACAGUGCGUACCGCACCCCAAAAGAAGGACAAUUCAAAUACAUGCCCAACCGAAGAUCCGGCAGUCGGCAGCACAUCACUUCAUCAAAGCACGAAGGAAGCAGAUGCUCGACUUCGCUUGCACGCCUGGCAAGAUGCUCCGGUUCGGUGACGCUGAGCUGCUGCCGAACCCUGAACGAACCAAUGUCCUGCGGCCCUGCCUAGGCAACUUGGCGUCCGUGGGUGCCCUUUCAAUGUGCAUCAAAUCCACGUAUCGCUUUGCUUGA
Messenger RNA from Zasmidium cellare ATCC 36951, 528 nucleotides. RefSeq lists its product as uncharacterized. NCBI's taxonomy places the organism in Eukaryota, Fungi, Ascomycota, Dothideomycetes, Mycosphaerellales, Mycosphaerellaceae. The coding region runs from base 1 to 528 and encodes 175 amino acids. The transcript has 2 exons. The record is from RefSeq and is a predicted model, not a curated record.